UACACCUCGCCCUUCCCGCUCCCCUCGCCCUUCUCCUUCUCUCCCUCCUCUUCCUCCUCCUCCUCCCGCUUACGCACCUCAUGCCCGCCCAGGUCCUACGCAUCGGGCCGAUGGCGGCACCGAACUCUGAACACGACCAAGACGCGCAUGGAGAAGGUGGACGACGUUCUCGAGUUCGCCGGGAUGGAGGGAUGCGCGGCCGACCGGGAGUACGCCUGGCACCUCGGCGCGGACAAGCCCGACAAAUGGGACCGGUUCCCGGGUGCGAUGGAAUGGGAAUGGGAGCCCGGACGCGGCUGCGACGACCUCCGGCCCAUGAGCAAGGAGAACAUGGUUCGCGACAUGGUCGAGGAAGGCGGCUGGCUUCUCAUCGGUGACUCCGUCACGGAAAACCACUUCUUCUCGCUUUCCUGCCUGCUCUACCCGCACGUCCGCGCCACGCCCAACUACACCGAAAACCCGUACUUUGACCGCGCCUGGCCACAGCACCUUUACCUCUCGCCCCAGUCCCCUCUACUCCCUUCCCUCUCCCUCCCACCCGGCUUCUCGAUCUCCUCCACCCCCCUUGUCACCUUCCGCCGCGUCGACCUCCUCCUCUCCGGCCCCGAACUCGAAUCCCUCUACGCCACCUCUCUCCCCGCCCUCGCGGCUUCGAAACCCCUCUUCUCCGACGAAAAGUACUGGAGCCUCUCCCCCAAGGAAUACGUCGACGACCUCUUCCUCCCCGGCCGGUACUCCACCCUCGUCCUCUCCACCGGCGGACACUGGACCACGACCCUCCUCUCCGCCUUCCGCGACGACUCGGCCCCCCAAGACGGGUACGGCAUCUCCGGCGUCCUCGCCUUCUUCCACGACGCCAUGGCCCUCUGGGCGUCCACCGUCCAGCGCUCGCUCGACUCGUACCGCUCCGGCUCCGAAUACGACGACCUCGAGGGCGCCUCGGGCGCGACCCCGAACGCAGCAGCCGCCGUCCCGAAACGCGUCGUCGUGCGCGCGUACCUCCCGGGGCACGAGGACUGCCACGAUUACGGCGAACCGUGGACGGCGGUCAAACCCAUGCGCUGGAACUGGUACAACUGGGCGAGCAUCAAGGAUUUCAACAGCAUAUUCGAGACGCUGCUCAACGGUGGCGAGGGGAGGAGGAGGUACCCGGAUCUGCACUUUCUGCCGAUCGACAGGCCGGCGCUGCUCAGGCCCGAUGCGCACGCUGCGGGCGAUUGUCUGCACAUCAUGACCGGCGCCGGCGUCCUCGAAGGCUGGUCGCACUAUAUCUGGCAUUUCGUCACGAGGGAGAUCCCGGCCAUGGUUCGGUGAAAGGCCGUGUCUCGCGCGCGUUUCACGAAGGUAUAAAUAAACGUGAACGUCGACGCCCCCGCGCUAAAGAUUUUGGAUGGACACUAUUAAUACAGUAGCUUCACCGGACACAGCAAUAUUGUUACCAAUCUCAUCUGUUUAUAUAGUGCAUCAAUUUUCCCCUCUCUUUCUACGUCUAUCUUUCCCCC
Punctularia strigosozonata HHB-11173 SS5 is the source of this 1502-nucleotide messenger RNA. RefSeq lists its product as uncharacterized. NCBI's taxonomy places the organism in Eukaryota, Fungi, Basidiomycota, Agaricomycetes, Corticiales, Punctulariaceae. Bases 148 to 1314 code for a protein of 388 amino acids. The record is from RefSeq and is a predicted model, not a curated record. The transcript has 3 exons.